GACCACUUUAAAAAUUUGUCUUUAUAUAAACAUCUCCAGAAUUCUUGACUGUCUCAACACCAUCAACAACAUAAUCAAGAAAUUAAUAUUCACAAUCAGGCAAUGGUUCGAGAAGUAAUUAGGAAAAAGCUUUACGAUGCAGCAACACAAGGUGAUGCAACAACGUUUCAACAACUACUCCAAGAAGAUCCAUAUCUUCUCGAUGUAGUUUCAUUUCCCGAUUCAAGAAAUCUCCUCCACAUAGCAACAAGAAGCGGACAGGCAGCCAUUGUCGAGGAGAUAUUAAGGAUCAACCAACAUCUAGCCUGGAGUUUGGACUCCCAAAAGUCGUCGUCUCUUCACAUCGCAGCAGCAAAAGGGACAGUCGAAAUCGCCUCAAAAUUGCUAGCAAUCGCCCCUCAGACGUGCUGGCUGCGCGACUGCCACGGCAUGAAUCCAGUUCAUAUUGCCGCCAUGAAUGGGCAUGUUGAGAUCUUGGAAGAGUUCAUUCGACACGACCGUUUGCCUGCAACGGAGAAGAUCGAUCACAGACAGACCGUCUUGCAUUUGUGCGUGAAACAUGGUCAGCUUAGGGUAUUGCAGGUUUUAGUGAACCAUUUUCGUGAGCUUGUCCAUUUGCAGGAUGAUUAUGGAGAAACAGUAUUGCAUUUGGCUGUUAGGUACAAACAAGUUGAGAUUGUUCGGUAUUUGGUAGAAAACACUGGAGUAGAAUAUCAAUGUUCAAGGAAUUCCAAUCGAGAAACAGCUUUGGACAUCUCCCUCCAGAGCCCCCAAGACACAAUUCAAUCUGAGAUAACAAAAAUCCUCGAAAACAUAACGACAAUAAAAUUUUCAAAUACCUGUUUGAACAAGGUGCCGAUUGAGGUGGUGUUGGGGAUUCUGGCCCUGAUCGCCGGCAUGACGUUCCAGGCGGCGAUCAACCCUCGCGGGGGCGUGUGGCAGGACGACUCGGCAACACACAAAGCCGGCACACCGAUCCUGGCGUCUACCGAUCCCGAGAAGUACAAAGAAUUCGUAGAUGCUAAGGGCAUGUUUGAUAUAGGUCAAUACAUUGUAUUAGCAUAUUUAUCCAUCGUUAUGUCUCAGUUUGGUAUUCUAAUCCAUUUUGCGGACGGCCCGAUGUCUGAUCGGGAACAUCCGCGGGAGUCCGAUAUCUUGUUCUUGCUAUUGCAAGAAAUAAUGCGUCAACAUGUGGUGCAGCUAGCUCUAGUUAUUGCCUAUUUUGUUAGGACUAACUCAAGAAAAAGAAAACGUGGGUUAGGGACCAAAAAAUAUGAGAUCAUAGGUAGAAUUCCAGACCAAGAAAAACAUUUAAAUAGAUUGAUAAGUAAUAAUGACAUCGACUGCAUCGCGAACUUGAGAAUGGAUCGUAACACCUUCGGGCGGUUGUGUCGCAUAUUGCGGGAAUUGGGAGGUUUAGUAGAUGGUCGGUUCGUGACUGUGGAGGAACAAGUGGCUAUGUUUUUGUCUGUGUUAGCUCAUCAUAAAAAAAAUAGGAUUGUACGAUUUGAUUUUUGGCGUUCCGGGCAAACGAUAUCGUAUUAUGUACAUGCGGUAUUAGGAGCAAUAUUGAAGAUACACGGAAUUUUUUUAUCCAAACCAGAACCUGUAAACGAUGACAGUACAGAUCCCCGUUGGCGGUGGUUUAAGGGUUGUCUAGGGGCCUUAGAUGGGACAUAUAUUAAUGUGAUGGUGAGCAACAACGACAAAGCACGAUAUAGGACAAGGAAAGGGCAGAUAUCAACCAAUGUGUUAGGUGUAUGUGACAGAAACUUGAGAUUUGUUUACAUUCUUUCCGGGUGGGAAGGUUCCGCAGCAGAUUCUAGAAUCCUAAGAGAUGCCAUUAAUAGACCACAUGGUCUAAAAGUGCCAAAGGGUAAUACUACAACUAUAACUACUUAUUCUUUAAAUUUGAAUUUAGUUCAUAUAUAUAUAGCUAUUUCAUCAAAUGAAGCUUAAAUAUUUCUUAUGUUGUGGUUUGUUGGGGCUUCAUUAGGCAAUUACUAUUUGUGUGACAA
This is a messenger RNA of Salvia miltiorrhiza (redroot sage), 2018 nucleotides long. RefSeq lists its product as uncharacterized. Lineage: Eukaryota; Viridiplantae; Streptophyta; Magnoliopsida; Lamiales; Lamiaceae. Gene Ontology annotation, molecular function: protein phosphatase 1 binding; protein phosphatase regulator activity. The record is from RefSeq and is a predicted model, not a curated record. The coding region runs from base 103 to 1959 and encodes 618 amino acids. The transcript has 4 exons. Gene Ontology annotation, cellular component: plasma membrane.